Molecule: messenger RNA, 3888 nt
Organism: Linum trigynum
Lineage: Eukaryota; Viridiplantae; Streptophyta; Magnoliopsida; Malpighiales; Linaceae
Source: the annotation of a GenBank genome assembly
CGUCUAUUUGAAUUUUAUACCAAACUCAAUUGGGUUGGAUAGUAAAAUAAUCAUGAGUAUGGGUAAAAUUGUCAUCCCUAGGCACAAGCCACAAUGGAGUUGAUUCGUAUUGAUAAAGAAGAGAUCGAUAUAAGGAUAUUCAAUUUUCUUCUUUUCUAAAUAAUGAUAAAUGUUUUUAAAAAAAAUAAAGAAUGAUAAAUGGUUGUUAAAUAAUUAUGUCGAAUAGUAAAAAAAUUGAAUCCAUGACCACAUCCGCACCAUAUUUGUCCGCUUAUUGUUAACUCAUGAAAGUGUUAACGAAGGGUUAACCAUUAGCUAAUAUUUUGUAUUUCAAAAUAUUGAUUAAUAUUUUGAAAAUUUAAAAAAUUUGACUAAUAAAUUAUGUUAAUAAAAACUUUUUAAUCUCAAUUUUUAGAUUUUGUCAAAACUUAAAACCAAUAAACCAAAUUAAAUUGUGAACAAAUGCAUAAUCAAAAGUUAUACAUAUUGUAACCGGCAUUAAUGUUGUGGGAUAGCAAGUAUCUUCCAUAUAAAGGUUAGGUAAAUAUUAUUUUUUAGUCAAACCUUUUCCCCAUUCCAAAAUAAUAGCCAAACCAUUCGAAAUCUUAAUAAUUAGCCAAUCGUUAACUCUCCGUUAAUAAUUUCGUUAAAUGACGAUGAGCUGGUGAAUAUUGUGCUAAUUUGGAUCAUAGGUGGCUAACUGAAGUGUAGGAAAGAUGGUGGUGAUGAUUAUCCGCAUCUGCGGCACAAGUUUGGCUAUUAUUAUUUCUUUUAUUGUUAGGUAAUAUGUAUUUUUAUCAAAAUAUUUUUGAGAUUCUUUUAUAUUAUCCAAAGCUAUUAAAAUUCUAUUAAUUAGCCAAACCUUUCAUAAUUCAUCAAAAUAUUAACCAUUUUUACGUUAUAGUUAAUAAUUUUGUAACUCUUUCCUUAGUUAUAAUACUAAAAUUUUGGAAUCUUGACCUUCAUGUGUCUCUUUCAAGUCAAUUUCAUGUUGCCAAGUCAACAUUUGGUUGAUUCUUAGUAUUUCGAUAGGUUUGGAUAAUAUAAAAGAAUCUGAAAAUGUUUGGAUAAAAAAUAGACAUUAACCUUUAUUGUUUUUUAUUUAAAUGAAAAAUAAAAAUAUACUGAUGUGGAUGCUGAGGUGGAGUGUUGGUUAACGGUGUUAUUAACGAUUACAUAUGAGUGGUUAAAAUUUUAGAUAAAUAUAAAAGGUUUGGCUUUAUUUUUGUAGUACCAAAAAUUUGACUAUUAUUUUGAAAUGAGAAAAAAAAAUGGGGUCGUUUGGAUGAGGAAUUCUAAUGGAUCAAUCUGACACAAUUGUCUUGUUUUGAGUCAAUUGUGCUAGAUUGAUCCGUUUGGCAACAGGAAAUUUGGAUGAAGCAAUUUGGGCUGGAGAAUUCUAAAUUGACUCAUUUUGAGCCAAUUACAAUUGUCUGGAGUGGGGCAGGUAAUAUGAAUUGACUCAUUUUAAAUGACUCGUUUUGUAAAAUGAAAAAAUUGAUCAAAUUGUCUCGUUUUACAAUUGAUAUAUCCAAACGAUUGGCUAAAAAAUAGUAUUUGCCCUGAAAAGUCGGCUAAAGCUAGGUGCGAAGGCAGGGGGUUUAUAAAUGCAUUGCCAGCGCCUAUCGGUGGCCGGGAGAAAAUUGGCAGAAAAAUAAAAUAAUUACAAAAAUGGCGGCGGCUCUGCCGGACGAGCUAUGGAGGCAAAUCCUGGAAAUUGGAGUCCAAAAGUCCAGCCUUACAUACAAGGACUUAUGUUGCGCCUCAAUUUCCUGCAGUCGCCUCCACCGAUUGUCCAACGAUGAAUCAAUCUGGUCCUGCGUCCUCGCUUCCGAUUUCCCUGUGCUAAAACAGCAGCAAUCUCAAAACCCUAACUUGUCGGCACCUUCCUCAGCCAAAUCCUUAUACAGAAUCAGCUUUGAGAAGGAGAGGGACAGGAAGAUGGCGGCACACAGAAGGGCGGUGCUUCGAAAGGAAAGCCAAGUUUUCGAGCGUAGAAGAAGGUUAAAGGAAAUCGAGAAUCGAUUGUGUCAGGAGAGUGAGAAAUUGAGAGCUGCAGCUAUGGAGUUGUCCUAUUUGCAUAAGGUCAGGCAAGCUUCCGUGGCUCUGAAUGUGUGGCAGCCACAAGCCGUUAGGGGAAGACAGAAGCAAGUAGUGGAGCAGUGUUCUGUUCCUGUUGAAUCUCAGUUCAAUUCUCUUGAAAUGGAAAUCAAGCUUUGCAAGCAGCAGAUUGCUGGGUUGAAGAAGACUCAUAGAGAUGAGCAACUUAGGCUUGAAGCAACAGAAAGGGAGCUGCAAUCAAUGAAGUACCAUCCAUUACAAGAAUGUAACAAUGCUGGUGGUGAAGGAAGUAGAUCUAUCCCCAAGAGGAAGAAACUGAUGAAAUCCAUCGCGUUCCCUCAAUUGCAGCGCGAAACAUCCCGAGAGGACCAUACCUAAAUUCGCUGCCUCAGCUGAUUUUAGGCAAUUGGUCGAUGUUCAGUUGGGAAUCAAAUACCUUAUGUUAUGCUGAAUUUGGCCGCCAUAGCUUAGAAUGCAGAAGUGGCAACUUCCAGAAAUUCACUGAUAAACCAACUCAAGGAAGCUCUGCUGGCUCCGGGAACCGAGACAUUCAGUUGUACGUCUGACGGAGGACUUUAAUGGAUGAAUCACAAGCUCAAUACUUGUACUACACGCAAAGAGGUCCCUGGGUCUAGCAAUGAUGUACCUAAAUAUUUCAGGGUAUGGUGACGCUUAUGUUGUUGAUGAAAUGAAACUACCGUUCGUAUUUGUCAAACUUGUUAUUUGGGGCCAAUUACCACACAAAUACCAUUUAAUAUAGAACUUGUUAUUUGGUAUGUGAUAUUUGGUCUCAAACUUGUUAUUUGGGAAAUACUCCCCCUCUCAAAUAUUUGGCAAACAAAUAUUUGGCAAACAACACUUUUUGUGUUAUUUGGUUUCAAACCUGUUUUUGGGCAAGUACCACAUCAAAAUAACACCUCAUUUUUGUCAGCCAAACAUGUUAUUUGAGGUCAAAUAGCAUUCCAAAUAUUCAAUCCAAAUGACUCCUAAUAUAGUAUGAAAAAUUUCUCCUCACACCUUCUGAUUCUCUUUCCGUAACCGAUUCGAUCUUCCACGUUUGGAGUCCUCCGGGCAAUCGCUACCGUGCGAAAUGGCAGUUUGGUGCUAGAGUGCCUACGUGCUAGGAAGAUUGGAAUCCUCCGGGCGAUCGCUACCGUGUGAAAUGGCAGUUUGGUGCUAGAGUGCGUACGUGCUAGAUGUCCUUAUGAGCGUAUCUUUGGCUGCUUUGGAUGAAGUCCUAUGCUUCCAACUAUCAAACUUUGCUAGAUGUCCUUAUGAGCGUAUCUUUGGCUGCUUUGGAUGAAGUCCUAUGCUUCCAACUACCAAACUUCUGCUGGAAUUUCUUCUCAAUGGAUAGAAAUGCAUCUCUCUUAGACUUGGCUAAGAUGGAAGGUAAACCAAGAUAUGAACUCUACAAUGCUACCAACCCCAAGUUGAGUACCCAUUGAUUGUGCAGCAUCCGGAGGGGUAAUACGAAUGAACAUUACUGCGGAUUUGGCUAGAUUAACUCUUUGUCCACUUAGUCAUUCAUACACUUGCAGAAGAGAUAGCGGAGUUGUACAUGAAGUGGAUGCGGCUUCAAGGAACAAAAAGGAAUCAUCUGCAAAGAAAAGAUGUGCAGUGAACAUCGGGCAUGAUAGCCGAACUUGCACUCCUUCCAAGAAUCCCAUAGAGACUGCCUAACUCAACAACCCAGAGAAGCCUUCUGAGCAUAUAGAGAAUAACAAAGAGGAGAGGGGGACCCCUUGCCGGAGUCCUCUAGAGGGUCGGAAGUACUCUGUUGGGUUACCAUUUAUGACGAUAGAAUAAGAAACCGUAGUAACACAU